AUGGGGUUUGUGCGUGCAUCGUUGCUCGUCCUGUUCUGCGCCUGCACUCUGCAGCUCGCAAGCGGCCAGGGCAAGGUCAAAUACAGCAAGAAGGUGCUCGAGCGGGUCAGCUGCGGCAAGAAAGAGAAGGUUAAACGCGGAGACAGGGUCACCAUCCAGAUGGCCGCGCACGCGAACACGGACACGGACAGCUACAGCUCGGAGGGCACGGCCGAGCAGGAGUUCGUGGUCGGCCGCCACAGCAUCGGGCCCAUCAACAAGGGGGUCGUCGGCAUGUGCGUGGGCGAGUCCCGCCGCAUCACCGUGGUGAUCGAGCAG
Molecule: messenger RNA, 318 nt
Organism: Prorocentrum cordatum
Lineage: Eukaryota; Dinophyceae; Prorocentrales; Prorocentraceae
Source: the annotation of a GenBank genome assembly